CCUGAACUCGUGUUGUUUUUUAAAACCAUUCAUUCAUUGAUUUUGUUGAGUGAACUGCAUGACUUCUGAGAGAAAGAAAAGCCGUCUCUCAAACGAGUUAAAAUGCUGUUAUCAACAAAGACCCCCAGGGCCCUGGCGGCCAUCUUUGAGAGUCCCAGUGAUGACGAGGACUUCCUGGGUUUCGCCGUGCCAGUGCUGAGUGACAGCGAGUCAGACAGCCUAGCCUCCGAGGACUCUGGGAAGCCGGCCAUGUCUUUCAGGUCAAAGUUUGUGACCUCGGAGUUGGUUAGUCUGUUUAGCCAUUCCGACAAUGAAGAGGAGGAGUUUGAGGGCUUCAGUGAGGAAGAGGAGGAGAAGAGGGGUUCCAGAAGCAGGACGAAGGCUAUGUGCAUAGAGGAGGAGAGCGAUGAGGACACAGGGUUCUACUCUGAGGGGGAGGAGCCAGACACACACAAGAGGAAGAGUCUCUGUGUCGCCUUCAGGUUUCCCACAAAAAGACUCUCUGCCCAGAAAGGGGAGGCGCCAAUCAACGUCGCCCCUCUGGAGAGGAGAACCAAUGAGAGGCUGCAUCUAAAAAGGGGUUUGUCUCAGGAGUCCAGUGGGACGGAGACACAGGGUCAGAAACCGCCCCCCAAAAAUGGGACGGUAGGAAAAGAGAAGAUGGAGGUCGAGUCUCGGGUUCUAAAUAAACGAGCCAAGAACAUCCAGGAGAACAAAGCCAUGUUGGCCAAGCUGUUUGCUGACCUGACCAACAUGUCUGAAGUCACCUCGUCUCCGACCAAGAAGAGGCGUGUGAGUGAGAAGCCGCCCCCUCGUAGACUAAGUGUGUGUGCGGGCAGCGAGAGGAGGAACCCAUCGCGUGCGGCCAGACCGCCAGAGAAGUUCGGGGUGGAGGAGAGCGGUACCUCCCCUUCACGACACCACAGAUCCGUGAGGACUAUCGACGUCGGGAAACUACUGGAGGUGGACGAGCUGGGUAGAAGCGGGAAGAAGAGUAGGGCGAGUAGCGGGAGGAAGAGUAGAAUUACCCAUGUGAGAUCAGUGGAUGAAAUCACAGAGGAAGAGCUGGACAACGUGGCGCAACGUGCCAAAGACAAGAUACUGGACAAGGACCACGGCAGCACGUGUCACCAGUGCAGACAGAAAACUCUGGACACCAAGACGGUCUGUCGUAGUGGAGUGUGUAUAGGGGGCAAAGGUCAGUUCUGUGGGCCCUGUCUGAGGAACCGCUACGGAGAGGACGUACACACUGCUCUACUAGACCCGGACUGGGAGUGUCCUCUGUGUAGAGGUAUCUGUAACUGCAGUCUGUGUCGACGGAGAGAAGGACGCUGUGCAACCGGACAACUGGUCCAUUUGGCUCAACACAAGGGCCACAGCAACGUCCAAGAUUACCUGGAGAGCAUCCAGAAAGAUCUUAGAGCCUAGAGACAAGCAGACAGCGCCCCCGUUGGUCAGAACUGAGAAUUACACCCAACAGUAAUAAUCUCUCCUUUCUCCUGAAGUGUACACUCGUUCCCUUCUUCCCACCAAUCUGAAAGCGUUGGAUUGGAGGAGACUAAAAGAGGUUUCCACUGUAUUUCUUACCCCAGUCAUUCCCUAAUAAAUGAAUAAAUGGAAGUGAACAAGUGCACACAUUGGAAGGAAGGUGAGAUAAUUAGGUCGUCGUCACACUGACGCACAUUGUCCUGCUUUAAUACCGUCACGAUUCAGACUAGAACUCCGGGUGUUCCUCAACCUCUGCCACAGGUCCCUCUGACACCUUAUUUAAUCACAGUCAUGUUCAGUGGGCACACGACGAUUUGAAACGGAAGGUAGUACCUGACAUUCUGCAGGAAGAACAGUAAUUAUUUGGACAGUGAAGCAGAAAGAUUUGAUUUAUGUCUAUCCACCAUUUUGGAUUUGAGAUCAAAUGUUUUAUGAGGUUACCGUACAGAAUGCAGGGGUUGAAACCGGUUCAAGGAACAGAACCGAAAUCCUGAAAAUAACAAAAAUGUUCAAGGAACAGAAUCAGACCUGGGAACAAAAGUAAUCUAUACUAUACGGGAACAGAAUUGUUAUUUUAAAAUUAUGGGAACUGGUUAAUAAAUGUUCCGGGCAUUUUUUUUUUUUUAGUCCCACAAAAAAAAAUUAAAAGCUCCUUUGCAAAAUCCCACCCUCUUGUCAAUCAAACUUCAUCCAGCGUCUGCCUGCCAGCUGAAAAUCAUUUCCUAUGCGUGCGCAUGUAGUCUACCAAGAAUGCUUUAAUAGGUUUUAAGAAAAGAUAAGAGUAACAAAAAAUAAUUAAACAGCAGCAGUAUAAUAACAGUAGCGAGGCUUUGUACAGGGGGUACCAGUGCAGAGCCAAUGUGGAGGCUAUAUACAGGGGGUACCAGUACAGAGCCAAUGUGGAGGCUAUAUACAGG
Oncorhynchus gorbuscha (pink salmon) is the source of this 2405-nucleotide messenger RNA. RefSeq names its product cell division cycle-associated 7-like protein. The record is from RefSeq and is a predicted model, not a curated record. Gene Ontology annotation, cellular component: nucleus. NCBI's taxonomy places the organism in Eukaryota, Metazoa, Chordata, Actinopteri, Salmoniformes, Salmonidae. Bases 103 to 1428 code for a protein of 441 amino acids. Gene Ontology annotation, biological process: regulation of DNA-templated transcription. The transcript is spliced from 11 exons.